Antechinus flavipes (yellow-footed antechinus) is the source of this 1993-nucleotide messenger RNA. It is a transcript of the gene ACSF2, whose product is annotated as acyl-CoA synthetase family member 2. Gene Ontology annotation, molecular function: medium-chain fatty acid-CoA ligase activity. Gene Ontology annotation, biological process: fatty acid metabolic process. NCBI's taxonomy places the organism in Eukaryota, Metazoa, Chordata, Mammalia, Dasyuromorphia, Dasyuridae. The record is from RefSeq and is a predicted model, not a curated record. The transcript has 16 exons. The coding region runs from base 16 to 1857 and encodes 613 amino acids.
AUUGCAAGUAGAGCCAUGGCUGUCUCGUUUGGGGUGCGACGGUUGGGGCAGUUGCCAGUGGGAGUGAUGGGGGUGUUGGGGGUUCGUUCAGCUUUGGCACCUGUCCGGGGCUGGCGGAGAGCGGAGUUCCAGGGAAUCCGCCUGCUCAGUUCUCCAGACACUAGGAACUAUACAGCACAUGGCAACCUCAGCUAUUUCAAAGGGCCCACGGAUAUGAAGCUCACUUCUAAGACAGUAGGCCAGUGUCUUGAGGACACAGCUGAGAUGUUUCCAAAUAGAGAAGCCCUAGUUGUCUCACACCAGAACAUCCGGAAGACAUUUGAACAGAUUAAGCAGGAGGUGGACACCGCUGCCUUAGGGCUUCUGAACCUCGGCCUCAGCAAAGGAGAUCGGCUCGGCGUUUGGGGUCCUAAUUCCUAUGAAUGGGUGUUGAUGCAACUGGCCACUGCACAGGCUGGCAUCAUCCUGGUUUCUGUGAACCCUGCCUACCAGUCCGAAGAGCUAAAGUUUGUUCUCAAAAAGGUGGGCUGCAAGGCCCUUGUCUUCCCCAGCACGUUCAAGACCCAGAAUUACUAUGAUAUUCUGAAGCAGAUUUGCCCAGAGCUGGAGACAUGCAGCGCAGGGGCACUAAGGAGUAAGAAUCUUCCAGAACUGACCACAGUCAUCGUCCUGGACUCCAAAUUGCCAGGAACUUUCCACAUGAAUGAUGUGCUACAAGCUGGGAAAGCUGCCCAACUGGCCCAGCUCAAGGACGUCCAGAGAUCAUUGUCCUGCCAUGACCCCAUCAACAUCCAGUUCACUUCGGGAACAACAGGCAGACCUAAGGGAGCCACACUUUCUCAUCACAACAUUGUUAACAAUGCCAUCUUUAUAGGGGACCGGAUGAAUCUUCGCAACAAGGAGCCCCGGUUGGUCCUUCCCAGCCCCCUGUACCAUUGCCUGGGCUCUGUGGGGGGCACGAUGGUGUCCAUACUGUACGGUGUCACUCUCAUCUUGUCAUCUCCGAGUUUUGAGGGCAAGAGGGCACUGGAAGCUGUCACUCAAGAGAGGGGUACAAUGAUCUAUGGCACUCCCACGAUGUUUGUCGACAUGCUGAACCAACCUGAUUUUUCCAGCUAUGACAUUUCGACCCUUCGAGGAGGUGUGAUUGCGGGGUCCUCAGCCCCCCCAGAGCUCAUCAGAACCAUCAUCCAGAAGAUGAACUUGACGGAAAUGACGGUUGCAUAUGGGACCACAGAAAACAGUCCUGUGACUUUCAUGAACUUCUAUGAUGACAACAUAGAAAAGAAGAUAAACACUGUGGGCAGGAUUAUGCCCCACACAGAGGCCCAGGUCCUGGACCCACAGACACGGAAACAGGUAGAGAUAAACAUGCCAGGGGAGCUGUGUAUCCGUGGUUACUGCGUCAUGCUGGGCUACUGGGAUGAUCCUGAGAAGACAAAAGACACCAUUGAUGAGGACAAAUGGUAUUGGACAGGGGACAUUGCUGCAGUAGAUGAAGAGGGCUUUUGCAAGAUUGUAGGCCGUUCCAAGGACAUGAUCAUUCGAGGAGGAGAGAAUGUCUAUCCAGCUGAACUGGAAGACUUUUUUCACAAACUUCCCCAUGUGCAGGAAGCCCAGGUGGUUGGAGUAAAAGAUGAGCGGAUGGGGGAGGAAAUCUGUGCUUGUAUUCGUCUUAAGGCCAAGUACGAAGGACAGGUCACCCCCGAGGAACUGAAAGCUUACUGCAAAGGAAAGAUCUCCCACUUCAAGAUUCCUCGAUACAUCGUGUUUGUUAAGGAAUAUCCACUCACUGUUUCCGGAAAGAUUCAAAAAUACAAACUUCGAGAAUGGAUGGAAAAGCAUCUGAAACUGUGAAACCACAGUCAGGGUGGAAAGGACUCAACUCCUCUUGAGGAAUCUUCUUUCCAGUCUACCUGUACUUCCUCUGUUACCCUAUCCUGAUACCCAUAUCACUUUUCUUUAAUUUCAUAUAAAGAGAUUCUGCUUUCAA